AGGAAAAUACCGAGACUGCAGAAAGUCAUCCGGUCAUCCGUCCGUCUCGCAACUGAGAAUAAGGCCCAAGCUGCUUUGAGGCACGGGAAAUGACAUAUAAGAUGGAAUUGCCGAAGCCAACCAUGCCGUGGCUGACCACCAGCCCCUGAGUCUUCACUCGCAGUCACCUGCAAAGAUGAGGUUUUCGGCGCUUCAGACCCUUGUAUCUCUGCCUCUCUUUGGCAAUCUCGUUCGCGGCCUGUCUGCAGCAGAAUGGCGGACUCAGUCCAUCUAUUUUCUUCUGACGGAUCGGUUCGGCAGGACUGAUAAUUCGACAACUGCGACAUGCAAUACAGGGGAUCAGGUCUAUUGUGGUGGAACAUGGCAGGGAAUCAUCAACCACCUGGAUUAUAUCCAAGGCAUGGGCUUCACAGCUAUCUGGAUCUCGCCCGUCACCGAGCAGCUGUCAGCCAAUACUGCGGAUGGCGAGUCCUAUCAUGGAUACUGGCAACAGAAGAUCUAUUCGUUGAACUCCAACUUCGGCACCGCAGAUGACUUGAAAGCUCUGUCUGCUGCCUUGCAUGAACGGGACAUGUAUCUCAUGGUUGACGUAGUGCCAAACCACAUGGGUUAUGCUGGCUCAGGAGAUAGCGUAGACUACAGCGUCUUUGAUGCCUUCGACUCCUCGUCGUACUUUCACCCGUACUGCCUCAUUACCGAUUGGGAUAAUAUCGAUCAGGUCCGGACCUGCUGGGAAGGCGAUACGAUCGUCUCUCUGCCUGAUCUGUACACGACGCAGUCGGACGUCAGGACGAUCUGGUACGAUUGGAUUGAGCAACUUGUCGCCAACUACUCGAUUGACGGUCUUCGCAUCGACAGUGCUCUCGAAGUCGAACCAGACUUCUUCACGGGAUACGUCAGCGCGGCAGGCGUGUACAGCGUUGGCGAGAUCUUUAACGGCGACCCUGCCACUGCCUGUCCGUAUCAGGGAUACCUGGAUGGCGUCUUGAACUAUCCGAUCUACUUCCAACUACUCUACGCCUUCGAGUCCAGCAGCGGCAGCAUCAGCGACCUGUACAACAUGAUCAACUCGGUAGCCAGCGACUGCUCCGAUCCCACGCUCCUUGGCAACUUCAUCGAGAACCACGACAACGCCCGCUUUGCCUACUAUACAAGCGACUACUCGCAAGCCAAGAACGUGCUCUCAUUCCUAUUCCUCUCCGACGGCAUUCCCAUCGUCUACGCCGGCGAAGAGCAGCACUACUCGGGCUCCGGGGUACCCUACAACCGCGAAGCGACCUGGCUAUCGGGCUACUCGACGACGGCGGAGCUAUACCAGUGGAUUUCGACGACCAACGCCAUCCGCAAGCUGGCCAUCUCGCUAGACAGCAACUAUAUCACCUACAAGAACAACCCCUUCUACACAGACAGCAACACGAUCGCCAUGCGCAAAGGCAGCGACAACCUGCAAGUAAUCACCAUCCUCUCCAACCACGGCAGCACCAGCAGCAGCUACACCCUGACCCUAACAGGCACCGGCUACGCCGCCGGCACCACGCUCAUGGAAGCCUACACCUGCACGACCCUCACCGUCUCCUCCAGCGGCAGCAUCGCCGUCCCCAUGGCCUCCGGCCUUCCGCGAGUCUACCUCCCAGCCUCCUCAAUCAACAAAAGCAAUCUCUGCGGUGGUGGCACCUCCACAACCACCGCCACAACCACCCUCAAAACCACCACCACAACUACUUCCACAAAAACAACAACAACCACCACCACCUGCACAGCAACAACAACCUCCCUCCCCAUAACCUUCAUCGAACUCGUAACCACCACCUACGGCGAGGAGGUCUACCUAACCGGCUCCAUCGCCGCGCUGGGCAACUGGGCCACCACAGCAAGCGGGAGAAUCGCCCUCAGCGCGGCGAAUUACUCCGCGUCGUAUCCGGAGUGGUCCGCCACCGUGUCGGUGCCCGUGGGCACGAGCUUCGAGUACAAGUUCUUCAAGGUGGGCAGCGACGGGAGCACGAUCACGUGGGAGAGUGAUCCCAAUCGCGUGUACACGGUGACGGCGACGGCGUGCGCGGGGGCCACGGCUACGGUUGUGGAUAGUUGGCGGUAGUAGGUUUGGGACCUCGUUUUGGGGAGGAGCU
Aspergillus aculeatinus CBS 121060 is the source of this 2126-nucleotide messenger RNA. Its product is annotated as putative alpha-amylase. The record is from RefSeq and is a predicted model, not a curated record. Lineage: Eukaryota; Fungi; Ascomycota; Eurotiomycetes; Eurotiales; Aspergillaceae. Bases 176 to 2095 code for a protein of 639 amino acids. Gene Ontology annotation, biological process: carbohydrate catabolic process. The transcript is spliced from 9 exons. Gene Ontology annotation, molecular function: calcium ion binding; alpha-amylase activity; starch binding.